UUGUAUUGUUUUGGUAUUAUUUCUCUAUACAGUCAUAACAAGUAUAAUUGCUUGUUAUUCCUGAAGUGUCAGUUCUAUGGCUAUAAAUCACAAAAAGACAAAACAUAUCGAUUUGCUACUCUGUUAUAACUAGUCACCAGAAUGCCAUGCUUGUUGCCACUGCCAAAUGACGUUUGGGAAGAAAGGAGACUGUUUUCAAUCAUGACCAUACGAUUGAUUUUGAUGAUAGCUUGUGGCGGUUUUGGUCUUGUAAAAAGUUUUUGUGGUGUAUGCGAGGUUAAACCAUUGCCAGAUUUCCAGAACAAGAGAGUUAGUGAGGGUGUUCUGUGGACAAAGACUGAUAUGACUAGUCGUGCCGAAUGUGCAGCGCGGUGCUCCCUCUUCAGCGUGAUAAAGUCCUUUGGAUACAAGGAGGCCAGUAGAGAAUGUGUGGCAUACACCGUGCCUCUCACAACACCAGCAGCAAUGACAUAUGCCAGUGAAUCAGGAUUCAACAUGUAUUCAACUUGUGCACCAGUUGACGGCGGUGUCAGCACCUGGGGCCAGUGGACAGUACCAGCUUGCCCUCAGACAUGUGGAACCUCGCACACCAUCAUGAAAACCAGGACUCGAACCUGCACCAAUCCGACUCCAGAUAAUGGAGGAGCUGACUGCACAGAGAGCCUCUCGGAAACGGGCGAAUUAAGCUGUGGUUUGCCUCGAUGUCCAAUUGAUGGAGGUGUCAGCGCUUGGGGUGCGUGGGGCACAUUGGCAUGUUCACAGACUUGCGGCACCACAGCUACAGGAACCAGGACACGAACCCGAACCUGCACCAACCCUGCUCCAGCUUACGGAGGAGCGGACUGUUCGGAGACUCUCUCCAGCACCACAAGUGAAAACUGUGGUUUCUCUUCGUGCCCAGUGGACGGAGGCGUCAGCGCUUGGGGGACGUGGGGCACAUUGGUAUGUUCACUGACUUGCGGCACCACAGCAACAGGAACCAGGACACGAACCCGAACCUGCACCAACCCUGCUCCAGCUUACGGAGGAGCGGACUGUUCGGAGACUCUCUCCAGCACGACCAGUGAGAACUGUGGUUUCUCUUGGUGCCCAGUAACUCCACCAAACUUUGGCAUGUGCUCUCCAUAUUGUUCUGGGACGAACGUGGUCUGCAAUAACGGCUAUUGUGUGUGUGACAUCAUGUAUGUGAAACGUGGCAGCAGUUGUGUCCAAGAUUGUGGUAGCUCUGGAUAUGGAUCAGGCUUCACCAUCUUUCACAACAAAGUACACCACGAACAUUAUGAAAGACCUGUCUACUCCAUUCAAACAAUAGAGGAGUGCAUCAGUAUGUGUCUAUCAGCAUCGGAUUUCACUUGCAUUACCGCGGCCUAUGGCUUUAUCAACAAGAUUUGCCACUUCAGCAAAACAGCUUGGUACGCUGUAACAUCGAGCUAUACUACCAACAGCACCAGGUAUCAUGAGAUAAUCCGUAAUUGUGCUUAAAGUUCG
Molecule: messenger RNA, 1488 nt
Organism: Haliotis rufescens (red abalone)
Lineage: Eukaryota; Metazoa; Mollusca; Gastropoda; Lepetellida; Haliotidae
Product: SCO-spondin-like
Exons: 6
Coding region: 142-1482 (446 amino acids)
Source: RefSeq, a predicted model, not a curated record